Messenger RNA from Pneumocystis murina B123, 1653 nucleotides. RefSeq lists its product as hypothetical. The transcript has 6 exons. Gene Ontology annotation, cellular component: 90S preribosome; nucleolus. Gene Ontology annotation, biological process: endonucleolytic cleavage in ITS1 to separate SSU-rRNA from 5.8S rRNA and LSU-rRNA from tricistronic rRNA transcript (SSU-rRNA, 5.8S rRNA, LSU-rRNA). The coding region runs from base 1 to 1653 and encodes 550 amino acids. The record is from RefSeq and is a predicted model, not a curated record. Lineage: Eukaryota; Fungi; Ascomycota; Pneumocystomycetes; Pneumocystales; Pneumocystaceae.
AUGCAUUUAUUAAGUGAUCAUGAUGAUUCAGAUGAUUUAGAUAAAAUCGUUAUUAAUGAAGCAUAUGCUCGACGAUAUCAACAUAAUAAAGCUCGUGAAGAACUUCAUCGGUUGAAAGACAAGUAUGGUAGUGACUUUGAAAAUACGGAAAGCUCAGAGACAGAGGAUGAAAUAGGCGAUCUUGCAACUCCUUCUAUGAAUGCGGCUAUUUUGGAGACGAUUUUGAAAAUACGUAAUAAAGAUCCGGACAUUUAUAAAUCAGAUGUGAAUUUUUAUGAAAAUGUGGAGGAUGAGUUAAUUAUUAAAGAAAAAUCUAAACCUUUUCGUUUAAAUGAUUAUCAUCGUCAACAACUUUUAGAUUCUUCUAAAAAUGGAAUGGAGGAGGAGAAGAAAUUGGAUGUUUCUGACCCAACAUAUGUAGAAGAACAGCGUAUGUUAAAAGAGGAAAUAUUGACUGUCUUUCACGGGGAAACACAUGAUGAUGAAUUUCUGACACUUCGUAAAAAGAGUCUACAGGAGCAGGAGGAGGAAGAUAAAGCGUAUAAGGAUUUUUUAAUGGAAAAAGUGGAGGAUAAAGUGAGAAAGAAAAUUUUACAGCAAUGGAUUAAUGUUAGUAAUAAACCGCUCGAUGAAUCAAAUGAAAAGUCGUCAAAAGACACUCGAGAUGAGAAUUUUUUGUUUAGUUAUGUUCUUAAUCGAGGGUGGAUUGAUAAAAAUGCGAAUCGUGUUGCUUCUUAUGAUGAAGUUAUUAAGGGACUUGAAUCUGAUGAAUCAUUUGAUGAAAAGGUAGAUGAGUUUGAAGCUAAAUAUAACUUUCGUUUUGAAGAAGAAGAUUCAAAUCAAAUUUCAAGUUAUUCUAGAGAUAUUCUAUCUGUACGUCGAAAAAAUGAGAAAAGAAAACAUUUACGUGAAAAAAAGAAUCAAUUAAAACGUAUAGAGAAAUUAAAAAAAGAAGAAGAAAUAUUCCGUCUUAAAAAUUUAAAAAGAAAGGAAUUAAUGGAGAAGUUAAAUAAAAUUGCACAAGUAACAGGUGACUCUACUCUUAAGUUUGAAGAUAUUGAUAUUGAGGGAGACUUUGAUCCUGAUAAAUGGUCUGCUCGUAUGGAUAAAAUUUUUAAUGAAGCAUAUUAUAGCAAAAAAGAAAAGAAACCUGUUUUUGAGGAUGAUACAGAUAUAGAAUGUAUUGAUUCUGAUUAUGGAGAAUCUUUGAAAAAUUAUUCUGACGUUGAGAUUAAUUCGACAAAUUCUCAGAAAAAUCAGAUGAAAUCUAAAAAAAAUAUUUCAGCUGUUAAGUUAUCAAAAAAAGAAAAAGAAGAUAGGAAAAGAAAACUUGAUUUUAUGUUGGGUCAACAUUAUAAUGUUAAUAUUAAAAAGAGUGGUACAUUUAAAUAUAAUAAGGUUGAUCCUUAUAUUUUUGGACUUAAUCAUGCGGAUAUUUUAUACGCAAAUGAUGCAGAGUUAAAUGAAUUUGUAAGUCUUAAAAAACUUACUCCGUAUAGAAAUAAGAAAUUACAAGAAAAGGAUAAGAAAAAGUAUGGGAAAAAAAAGCGUCUUAAAGAAUGGAGAAAGAAGGUUUGGGGGGAAUAUUUGGAUAAUCAAGAUAUUGUUGAAAAGAGUAAUACGAAUAUGUUUAAUGAUAAAAAAGAUAUAUAG